CGCGGCGGCUGGAAGCGACACAUCGUCCGGCAGCUGAAGCAGCGAGACCGGGCGCAGAAGGCGCGCUUCCUCGCCCUGGUGCAGGCCUGCUUCUGAGCAUCUCUGCUGCUAAAUGCAAUCCUUCCCCAUUCUCUCCAGUGGAAAGGAGGACUGCAUUUAGCAGUGGUAUACAGAAGGGAGUAGAAAAAGAGGAAGGCCAAACAAGAGAUGGAUUGAUUCCACAAAGAAAGCCUACAGACCUGAACUUGCAAGAUCUGAACAGGGUGGUUCACGACAGAUGCUCUUGGAGGUCGCUGAUUCACAGGGUCGCCAUAAGUCGUGAUCGACUUCAAGGCACAUAUAACAACAACAAAAGAUCCUUAAUGGGAGCAGCUGCCACCCAACUGCUAGAACGCAGACAAUAACUGGGAGAAGCUAGGGUAAACAGAAUUAAUGUUACCCCUAACUAUAUAGAUCCCUGUUGCUAAGGAAACCCCAAACAUAUUACAGAUUAGCACUGCCUCGGCUGCUGAGAUAGCCCUCACUACCAUCUCAAGCUUUCCUUCCAUCUGUGGGGCUGCCUGGUUGCUACUUUUCUAAAGAACUAGAGAAGGUCCUCAAAUGCAAAGAUGUAUCCCUGAACACUAAAGCCAGGAUCAUUCAGACCAUGGUAUUCCCUAUCUCUAUGUAUGGAUGUGAAAGUUGGACAGUGAAAAAAGGCGGAUAAGAGAAAAAUCAACUCAUUUGAAAUGUGGUGUUGGAGGAGAGCUUUGCUGAUACCAUGGACCACAAAAAAAGACAAAUAAUUGGGUGUUAGAACAAAGUAAAUCAGAACUAUCAGUAGAAGCAAAAAUGAUGAAACUGAGGUUAUCCUACUUUGGACACAUCAUGACAAGACAGGAUUCACUAGAAAAGACAAUAAUGCUGGGAAAAACAGAAGGGAGUAGAAAAAGAGGAAGGCCAAACAAGAGAUGGAUUGAUUCCACAAAGGAAGCCACAGACCUGAACUUGCAAGAUCUGAACAGGGUGGUUCAUGACAGAUGCUCUUGGAGGUCGCUGGUUCACAGGGUCGCCAUAAGUCGUAAUCCAUUUGAAGGCACAUAACAGCAAGAAACGUAGAGCAUCACAACAGAAUUGUGCUGGGCAAGGUAGACCAGUGGUCCAACUCAGUAUAAGGCUGCUUCAGUCCAAUGCACAGUAAUAGUCCAGCGAGACGCAUUUAAUUGUUCUUAACAAUAGGUUUUCAGUGUAUAGAACCAGUUAAGUGCGCCAAAGGAAUACUCAUCUGUGGUUUGAAAAUAACCUCUUAAAGGAAACACCUGCCUUUGUGUUGUAUACCUGUUCUCUGCGUGUCUGUAGCCAGCAGUGACCCAGAAAGGACAGGAGGGUUGUGGGGGUUUUUUGUGGAUGGCUGGUGAACGUAGAGAACAUAGGACACUGCCUUAUACCAAGUCAGAUCUUUGGUCCAUCUAGCUCAGUAUUGUCUACACUGACUGGCAGCAGCUCUCCAGGUUUUAAAGCCCAGCUUAAAAUAAAAUCUCCCAGCCUCGGCAUCCCGUCUGUAAUAUGAGCAUAACACAGGCCAACCUUGCAGGACUAUUGAUGCUAUGUAUAAAAUGAUUUCAAGACUUGGAAUGUGAUGUAUCAAUGCAAGUUACUUAUGUAUGUAUGUAUUUAUUACAAACAUUUAUCUACAGUCCUUCACCCUACUGGAUUCUAAGGUAGCACACAGCAACAAGUGUGCAACCUUCCAUCGGUAGCAAUCUCAGUAAGGGGUCGGGAUUGCAGUUCGAGAUUGAUAAGGAGAUAGUCAGGAAAUACCUAGUUAACCUAAAUGAGUUCAUAUCUCCAGGGCCUGAUGAACUGCAUCCCAGAGUAUUGAAGGAACUUACGGAUGUACUCUCAGAACCUCUUGCCAUCAUCUUUGAGAAAUCCUGGAGAACGGGAGAGGUGCCGGAGGAUUGGAGACGGGCAAACAUCGUCCCGCUCUUUAAAAAGGAUAACAAACUCCUGGAAAAAUCCACCCUGGAAAACUUCACUGCAAAGAUACAUGUGAAAUCUCUGGAUAACCAGAUGGGAUUUCCUCCCAGAGGCACCCAGGAGUCCACCGACUGUGCCUUGGGGUCAGUCUUGGGCUACCCCAGAAUGCUGGAAAGCCUGAAGAGAAGUCACGAGGGACAUUUGGUGGAGCUGGAAAGCAUCAAUGGGGAGCUGGCCUACAAGAUCUAUGAAAUGAACUUGCUGCUCAAAGCUCACGAUGCCACUUUAGAGGAACAGCGGGGCAGGCUGGCCUGCCUGAGUGUGCAAGUCUCGGAUCUGGAGGCCAAACACUGCCUGCUGCUGGAGCGAGUGGACGAGCUGAGCCACAGGAACGCGGCCAUGAGGGACGGCUAUGGUGCUUUGCAUGAGUGUUACUGGAAUCAGGAGGUGGAGUUACGCCGGGCGGCCGAGAGAGGCCUGGAGCUGCUCCGGUGCCUCAUGCAGACAAAAGUGGAAGCUGCUGAACACUGGAACAAGGCAAUUGAGAGGGCAAAGCAAGAUAGGCUGUCCAAGGAGCUGAAGAAGGCGACGAAGGCGAUGGUCAGCAUCAAGGUGGAACCAGAAGAACUGAAGGCUGAUGAACAAAAGGUGCCCCACAGAGAUGCGCAGGAGAAUGGUGAGAAACUGUGGAAAAGGCCUUUUAGAUCUGCCUCUGCUGCUUCCAUGACCCUCACCAGAUACGUGGAUGUUUUCAAGGGUUUGUUUGAUUUCAGGCUGAAACGUGGGAACUCCGUCAGCAGCCUGUCGGAGGAUCGGUACUGUUGCAUCCCCUCCUGUGUGACUGCCUGCCUCCCAUCCAGAGUGAGUGACGAACAGGAAGCCCACAUCUCGGAGAUCAAUGCCAUCAAGUUCAGUCCAAAUUCAUGCCUGCUGGCCACUGGUGGGACUGACAGGCUGAUUAGACUCUGGAAUGUGGCUGGAGGUCGCCUGGAGAACAUGCAGACGUUGGGAGGUGCCAACGGUAGCAUCACCAGUGUUGAAUUUGAUCCAUCGGGAUGCUACCUCUUAGCUGCUACGUACAACAAUGCAGCUCAGUUGUGGAAGAUUGGAGAUGGCCAAUUCAAGGAGAUUCUCACUGGACACACUGACAAAGUGACGGCUGCCAGGUACCGGUCCACCCGGUACCAAGCUGUGACGGGUAGCCGGGACAGGACAGUGAAGGAAUGGGACUUGAGCAAAGGGGCAUGUUACAGAACAAUCAAUGUCUUCUCCUAUUGCAACGACAUUGUGUGUUGCGACACCUUCAUUGUCAGUGGACACCAUGACAAGACAAUCCGUUUCUGGGAUAGCAGGGAGCCCCGUUGCAUACAGGUGAUCCCCGUGGAAGGCAAGGUGACCUCCCUGAGCAUCAGUCCAGAUCAGAUGCACCUCCUGAGCUGUUCCCGGGACAACGCCCUCAAGGUCAUUGACCUUCGAAUGAACAACAUCCGUCAGGUCUUCAGGGCUGAAGGAUUCAAGUGCGGUUCUGAUGGGACCAAGGCAGUAUUCAGCCCUGAUAAGAGUUAUGCUUUGGUUGGCUCUGCAGACGGCACCCUCUACCUCUGGAACAUGGAGACAGGCAAGCUGGAAACCAGCCUGCCUGGAGUGCAUUGCUCUUCUGUGAAUGCUGUGGCCUGGAGUCCCUCUGGGGCGUACAUUGGGAGCGUGGAUUGCUGCAGGAAGGUGGUCCUGUGGAGAUAGUGUCAGCUUUGUGGUCAUGCAGAGGAUGAUGGCAACUCUGGACCUCUUUGCCUGCAGGUUCCCGCCUCUCUCCAACCUCACCUGUUUGUGCCUUUUGCUGCUGCACUCUGGGCUCAAGGGAGCAUCUGGAACGUAACAAGCCAGGAGAUCCGAGAGGUUGAAUCAGUACCUGUAUGCAGGUGGCAUAGAUUUCUGUCCUCAAGCAGCCACUACAGGAAACGGAAAUAGCUCCCUGAUUGCAGGACUGGAACCCAGUGCCUUAGAGUCCAAGGGCUUAUCCACACGGGAGCAUACCUUUGUAUUAAAGAUGCUGAUUUUACCAUUGUGAUAGAUUUGCAAGGUCCGCACUUGAUAGCUUCAAAUCCGCUGUUUUCCAUUCACAAAAGUAGGCAUUCCUCUGGGAAGGAUUAGCAUCUGUUUCCUUGUGGCCCCGCCCUCCAAUUUUACACGUUUACUCCAUCCAGUUCAAGGCUGAAGCCAGGAAAGUGCCUCAGUGUGCAAUUGACAAGAAAAAGUGAAACUGACCCCAAAAAAACCCUUCUCCAUUGUCCCAGCCUAGACGGAUGGGGCGGGGAGUGAGUGAAAAGGUAAAGUAGGCAGCAGCUGUGAUAGCUUUUGCCGGUGGCAGAGAGAGAGGGAGCAGGCGAUGGGGCAUAAGAGAGCCCUCCCACUAAAAAAAAUUGAAGCAAAGUGCCUACACGGAAGAGUGCAGCAAAGCUGAGACGGUUUUUCUUUUCGCAUUAUCAGCGGAUUGGGUUGAUAUGGAUUUAAAGGAGAAAACUGCGUUAUAGCUUCUGCUUGCCUGCAACGUCAUGUGAACCAUGCAAAUUACAAGUAGCACCAGACACACACUAAAUUGCCGUGUGGAUGAGCCCCAAGAGAUGAGAGCUCAAUUGUCACAGAGGGUGGCAAAGCACAAGACUAUUCCCAGCUUUUACCUUCACAGAGUCUCGCAGGCUCAGCUUGGUAGCUUGGAUAACUUUGCAGGAGAAUCAAGACAAAUUCAAGAACAAUCGGUCUGUCUGUGGUGAUCAACUUAGUGGAACCUAAUCAUUUAUGGAAAAAAUAAUUAUAUUCAAACAUUUUUGAAAUUAUAAACUGCUCAGAGAACUUGGUUGUCAGGCGGUGUAUAAAUACUGCUAGUAAGAAAAUUAAUAAACAAGCGUGCAUCCUUAAAGAGGCAGUGUACCUCUGAGUAACAGGGUGCUGAGGACAGAGAAGAAGAGGGGGAAGCUAUCUGCUUCCUGCUUGCCUUUGGAUACUCCAGGGGCAUCUGGCCUAGCUACUGCUGGAAACAGGAGGCUGCACAAGAUAGACUUUGACAGGAGCUAGCAAGGCAGAGACAGGCGUAAGGUUUUAAGAAGAGUCCCAGCAGGCCUCUCCACCUGCCAUGUGUGAGCCUUCCUUUCCACAAUAGGCAGCCAUUCCGGCACUGGAGGUGCUUGAUUGCCCUUUCCCCCUUGUGCACCUGGUGGUGAUUGCUGCGGUGCACCAGGUGAGCCCAGGUCCAGUCCCACAAGGCAGUUCUGAUGUUCAGUUUCCCAAUGGGCUGAGAGCUAUUUGUUAACUUCUGGAGUCAUGUGGGUUAAUCCCAGAAUUGUAUGAAUGGGGGGGGGGACAUUCCUCGUAGAAACGACUGCCUUUGGAGAACUCCCUGUCACAAGAAAAGUGCCGCCCUGGGCUCCUGCUGGGAGGAAGGGCGGGAUAUAAAUAAAAUCAAAUAAAUAAAUAAGACUAGGGCGAGAAGCCUCUGAGAAGCAGGGAGCAACUGGAUGGCUUUUCUAUCAGAUCCUGAUAGACAUAAGAACAGCCAAGAGACAGUGCAAUAUAAUGGUCAGGGUCUGGACUUGGACACAAGAGACCAGGUUCAAAUCCUUGGUCUGCUGCUGUGAAGCUUAGCUUGGGCCAGUCCUGCACUCUCAGCCUAGCACGCCUAAAGACAAAGAGAAGAGGCCCUGUAUUCCAGUCAGAGCUGCUUGGAGGAGGAUGAGGGGGAAAUGUAAUGGAUGAAGGUUCACCCUUUCUUGUCACUAGAGACGGAGGACAAUUUUGUUCAGUCUGCAUUUUAAAACAAACUGACACAAUUCACCGCUCUUGGACUUGUGUGCCGAUAGGGAUGCAGUUCACAUUCGGAUUGCGCAUUUCUCCAAAUUAUGCAAUGCAGUUUUUGUUUUAAAACGUGUACAGAAAUGCAUAUUUUACAGGGGGGAAACGCAUAUAAAAUGUUUUUAGGAGGAAAUACAGAGGAAAGCAUACAAAAUGUGCUUUUUAAAGAUAAAAUGCAUACAAAAUGUGCAUUUUAUGGACAGCACAUACAAAAUGCAUAUAUUUUUAAUGCUAUUUUGUGCAGUUUUUCAAAAAAAAAUCCAGAGAAAAUGGGACAGAAUGGAGUGAUGAUGUGAACCUGACAUGGAACAAAAAUAGACUGAUCCACUGAGUUACAAGCUGGAAGGUCCAGGGUUCAGUCCCUGGUGUGUCUUUUACAGCACCCCUCUCUAUAGAGGCCAGGGAGAGCUGCUCCCACUCAAGAUAGACGGUUUUGGGCUUAACAGGACUGAUUCUCUUUAAGGGAGAUCAUAUGAUCAAAGCUCAGUGGUAGAGCACAUCUUCUGCAUGCAGAAGGUCCCAGGUCAGGCCUCCAUCAUCUCUACCUCAGAGCUUGGAAAAGUUACUUUUUUGAACUACAACUUCCAUCAGCCCCAGCCAGCAUGGUACUGCCUGGGGCUGAUGGGAGUUGUAGUUCAAAAAAAGUAACUUUUCCAAGCUCUGCCUAUAUAGGGAUUUUGGACAGGAGAGCUAGCAAACAUCCUUUACCUGACACCUUGGAGAACUGCUGCCAGCCAGAGAAAACAAUACUGGCCUAGAUGGACAAAGAUGGACAAAGUCGGAUGACUUGGUGUCCAAACACUGUAUUUCCAGCAUGCUGGGCCAGCCUUAGGGAUGGGUGAGCUGGGGCCGAGCUGAACCCAGUGGCUGUUUUUUUAAUGAACUGUCUGCAGUGAGCUAGGGUGGCAAAAAGCAAGUGUCUGUAACCUUUUUUUUCAGUGUUCUACAGGUUUUGUAGGUAGUACCCAAUCUUCCUUCAGUUAGCCUUGAAGUACGUUUCUUUUUCAGUUCCCACUUGGAUGUAUUUGUGCUCGGUAAAAAAAAAAGUGAAACACAGCUUUUGCUUUGACGCAAUGUUACUGACUACUUGGCACUUCAGAUGCUAUAAACACUAUAUAAAUAAGAACAAAAUAAAGCUGUAAGCUUUAAGAGGUCACCUUUUAUUUAUAAUUUGUCUUUAUUAAAGAUAAAAAAUAAUGGAUAUUCUAAAAUAAAGAAUGUUUACCAAAAGAGAGGAGCUCCUACAAAAAUAUUUUAAAAGGAACACUUGUGAUAGCUCAGGAGGGAGUGUUGGGGCUCUGGAAGGAGAGCUUGCAGCAGGAGCUACUUUGUGUGUGCGUGCUGAACAUAAUAAAGAAUAUAAACCUACAACUCCGUGGAGCCUAGAA
This is a messenger RNA of Rhineura floridana, 7193 nucleotides long. It is a transcript of the gene ATG16L2, whose product is annotated as autophagy related 16 like 2. The record is from RefSeq and is a predicted model, not a curated record. The transcript has 19 exons. Gene Ontology annotation, cellular component: autophagosome membrane. Gene Ontology annotation, molecular function: protein binding. The coding region runs from base 2053 to 3699 and encodes 548 amino acids. Lineage: Eukaryota; Metazoa; Chordata; Lepidosauria; Squamata; Rhineuridae. Gene Ontology annotation, biological process: autophagosome assembly; negative stranded viral RNA replication.